CAGUUUUCGCCUGGAUACCUGGUGCACCGAAUGCGAGGCACUGCUAAUGCAGCCAGGCCUGUUCCUUCCCGUGUUCGAGCAUCGCGUGAAAACUUUCGCGACGGCCACUUUCGCUGCUGCUGCCCCAUUAUGGUCAACAUUUGGUGUCCAUCAUUCUCGGCAUCUUGGUCGUACCCUUUUGUUCCCUUGUUGUAUUCCUAUGAAAUGAUACAAGGGUAGUAAAGGGGUCAAGAUGAGGGGGCCGAGAUGCAAUCUAGCUGACUCUAACCCAAGGUGGACAAGAAAAAGCGAGGUUGACACCGCUUGACUUAAACUCGAUCAAGCAAGCGAAAACCUUAGCUGAAAUGUGG
This is a messenger RNA of Amoebophrya sp. A25, 350 nucleotides long. Lineage: Eukaryota; Dinophyceae; Syndiniales; Amoebophryaceae. The record is from the annotation of a GenBank genome assembly.